This is a messenger RNA of Piliocolobus tephrosceles (Ugandan red Colobus), 2096 nucleotides long. It is a transcript of the gene AVPR2, whose product is annotated as arginine vasopressin receptor 2. Gene Ontology annotation, cellular component: plasma membrane. Gene Ontology annotation, molecular function: vasopressin receptor activity; peptide binding. The record is from RefSeq and is a predicted model, not a curated record. The coding region runs from base 527 to 1633 and encodes 368 amino acids. NCBI's taxonomy places the organism in Eukaryota, Metazoa, Chordata, Mammalia, Primates, Cercopithecidae. The transcript has 5 exons. Gene Ontology annotation, biological process: regulation of systemic arterial blood pressure by vasopressin; positive regulation of vasoconstriction; G protein-coupled receptor signaling pathway.
GUGGCUGUGUGGCUGUAUCAUGUAUGUGAGGGCGUGCGUGGUGGGAGGGAGCCCUUGAGCACAUGGAGAUCCCCAGCCCGUCUUCCUGGGACAGGUAGUUGCAGAUGCGGCAGGAGGAAGAGGAUGGGGGUGUCCCUGGAUCUCACAGGGGUUUAUGAAGCCUGGCUUGGCCCCUGCGCCACUCCUCCCUUUCCUGUCCCUCACCUCCGGCCAACUGGGCCCUAACUGAAGAGGAGGAGGGGCCUGCGUGGGCCUGGGAGGGGCCCAGCGAAAGUGUUUUCACCACUUCCUUGCCUGGGCCCAGCGAGGAGCAGGAGGACCCCAACUUGGGAAGGGGGCGUGAAGCUCCCACGAAAAAGCAGCACAGUCCUGGGCCAGACCCACUGCUCUCUGGCCUCAGUUUCCCCACUUAUAAAAUGGGGAAUGCUGAACUAAGUGACCUCCCAGACAAUCCAACCAGGGGAGUGUGCUGCCCAGGAGCCCAGGAGCCCAGCCAGGCCCUCAGAACACCUGCCCUGGCCCCACCAUGCUCAUGACGUUCACCACUUCCGCUGUGCUUGGGCACCUCUCUCUGCCCAGCAACAGCAGCCAGGAGAGGCCACCGGACACCCGGGACCCGCUGCUAGCCCAGGCGGAGCUGGCGCUGCUCUCCAUAGUCUUUGUGGCCGUGGCCCUGAGCAAUGGCCUGGUGCUGGCGGCCCUAGCUCGGCGGGGCCGGCGGGGCCACUGGGCACCCAUACACGUCUUCAUCGGCCACUUGUGCCUGGCUGACCUGGCCGUGGCUCUGUUCCAAGUGCUGCCCCAGCUGGCCUGGAAGGCCACCGACCGCUUCCGUGGGCCAGAUGCCCUGUGUCGGGCCGUGAAGUAUCUGCAGAUGGUGGGCAUGUAUGCCUCCUCCUACAUGAUCCUGGCCAUGACGCUGGACCGCCACCGCGCCAUCUGCCGUCCCAUGCUGGCGUAUCGCCAUGGAGGUGGGGCUCACUGGAACCGGCCGGUGCUGGUGGCUUGGGCCUUCUCACUCCUUCUCAGCCUGCCCCAGCUCUUCAUCUUUGCCCAGCGCAAUGUGGGAGGUGGCAGCGGGGUCACUGACUGCUGGGCCAGCUUUGUGGAGCCCUGGGGCCGUCGCACCUACGUCACCUGGAUCGCCCUGAUGGUGUUUGUGGCACCUACCCUGGGUAUCGCUGCCUGCCAGGUGCUCAUCUUCCGGGAGAUUCACACCAGUCUGGUGCCAGGGCCGUCAGAGAGGCCUGGGGGGCGCCGCAGGGGACGCCGGACAGGCAACCCCAGUGAGGGAGCCCGUGUGUCAGCAGCUGUGGCCAAGACUGUGAGGAUGACGCUGGUGAUUGUGGUCGUCUACGUGCUGUGCUGGGCACCCUUCUUCCUGGUGCAGCUAUGGGCCGCGUGGGACCCGGACGCACCUCUGGAAGGGGCGCCCUUCGUGCUGCUCAUGUUGCUGGCCAGCCUCAACAGCUGCACCAACCCCUGGAUCUAUGCAUCCUUCAGCAGCAGCGUCUCCUCAGAGCUGCGAAGCUUGCUCUGCUGUGCCCGGGGGCGCACCCCACCCAGCCUGGGUCCCCAAGAUGAGUCCUGCACCACCGCCAGCUCCUCCCUGGCCAAGGACACUUCAUCCUGAGGACCUAUUGGGUGUCUUGCCUCCAGAGGCUUUGAGAAGCUCAGUUGCCUUCCUGGGGCUGGUCCUGGGGGCCACUGGGAGGGGGACCCAUGGAGAAUUGGCCAGAGCCUGUGGCCCCGAGGCUGGGACACUGUGUGUCCCUGGACAAGCCGCAGCCCCUGCCUGGGUCUCCACAUCCCCAGCUGUAUGAGGAGAGCUUCAGGCCCCAGGACUGUGGGGGCCCCUCAGGUCAGCUCACCAUGCUGGGUGUGGGAGGGGCUGCAGCAGACAGCUGAGGGGCCUGGGGGUGGCAGGAAAGAGGGAGCAGGUGCCCCCAGGUGAGACAGCGGUCCCAGGGGCCCAAAAAGGAAGGACCGGGCUGGGGCCAGGGGACCUUCCUGUCUCUGCCUUUCUAAUCCCUCCUUUCCUCCAUCUCUCCUCAUUCUCUCCCUAAUAAAAGUUGCAGCUCAGCUCAUUUUCCACA